AUGAGUAAGAGGGGGAGGAGGAGGAGCAGCAGGAGGAGGAAGAGCUCCAGCAGCAGUAAACAGAGCGUGUCUCCGUACAUCUUCCACAAACAGAGCAAGAGUAACAGUGUCGGCUACAAGGACGACACGGUUGAAAAAGGUGAAGUUGAUUCUCUUCGAAAGGAAAACGCUCGGAUAGGAUCUGAGGAUGAGGAGAAAUAUAACCACGCUCCACCCAAAGAGAAGAGAUUUAAACAGGACUAUGACGUGAAUUCAUUACUCCAGGGGAAGAGCAUUUAUUCAAAGACCACGGAGGACAAAGAGAAAGGCGUGAAGAUUGUGACGUCCGUCUCUGUCGAUGAAAUGGAUGAGUCAAAUGCAAAGAUCACGUUUCAGCAGUCACACGAACCUUUAUCUGAAAGCACGACCUCGACCCCCAUCACCAACAUCAUGAACAUCAACUGCUCCGGGUCCAACCUCAAACUGGAGAUCCAAGAGUUCCUUCAGUCCAACUUGUCCGGCCUGAAGACUACGUUUGUGUUCAUGAACCAGAGCGCCAAUGCCGCCGACAUGUUCCUGAACUCCAGCUGUGAGAGGAGCUGGACGCCAAACAACGAGUCAGACCAGGGGACCAAUCACAGCGCCAACUACAGGUUCACCUUCGGGAGCUCAGGGGAACAGACCUCCGUCGGCAGUGCAGAACCCAUCAGUCCCCCUCCCAUGUGGGCCGCCCAAAACCUGCCCGAGUGCUGCAGCGACCACCGACAGCCGCUGUCAGAGUUCAUGUUGGAGGAACAGAUGCUCAGCCCUCCUCCCGUCUUCAAGUCCAAACCUCAGGGGAAGAGGAAACACCUCCAGAGAAGCUUCAGCGCUGAUGAGCUGUGGGAAAUCCCGCCCCCCCGAGAGUUUGCAGACUUUAAACAGAACCUGCUGGAGGAGCUGGCCCAGGAUCUGUCCUCCUGCAGGAUCACAGACCGACAGCAGGCUGAGCUUCAUCCUCCAAACACCACCUCUGAGGAAGACCUGAGACGCCCCAUCGAUCGAUCGCCUUCGUUCGAUCAGUUAUCAGACUGUGAGAGCUUCGAUCCCUCGCUCAUGAGACCGUCCGUGUCCACCAACAGAUCCAGCUUCAUCAAAGACUUCAUUAACCAUCAGCAGAGAAAGUCCUGGAUCAGGAACAACAGCAUCUCCACCGUAGAACACAAAGCGUGUCUGAUACCAAAGAAGAGACGGCAAACAUAUCCCGGGACCUCAGAGGGUCUCAGUAUGAUCCAGGAUCAGGACCUCCUGCUCCCCUGCAGUGAAUCCUUCUCCUCCUUGUUGCUGUGCUCUCUCCCUCUGCAGGCUGAGGGUCCAGAGACGGCUCAGCACACCGAGGACGGGUUCUUUGUUUUUGGAGCAGGAAGUUUCAGUUCUCUUCACACAAAGGUGAGCCACAAACCCGUCUGGGAGAUCCCACAGAGCCUGGACGGGAAUCGGUCUCUGCUCAGUCCCUUCUACGUGACCUCGUCUGAGGAAACUCCAGAUGACUCGUUCCCGGUCGGUGUGGAGAGUCGCAGACGGAGCAGCAUCAGGUACAACCUGACAGAUCUGAGACGGCAGGACUUCAGACAGAGCGUCAGUAAGACGGAGAGUGUGGACGAUGCAGACUGUGGACUUAAAGUGGGCCAGUGUGAGGUAGCAGACAGCGGGUUUGACCAGGAGAUGGUGGAGAUGGAGCUUCAGAGCCCAGAGCCUCUGACAGAGGAGGAGCUCAGCAGGAGGUCCUUCAUGAUACAGGUCAUCCCUCCGUCCUGCAGCGGCUCAGAGGAACACAUCCUGCAGAGCGACCCUGCAGACUUCUUCCACCGUCAGCUGGACGACACAAACACAGAGGACUCAGUCCCAGCUACCCCCACAAGCAGGAGGUCCUCAGGGUGCAGCGUCUGCCCAGGAGCACUGCAGCAGAGACUCCUGCAGGUGGACUCCAGGCUCUCCCCCGACAGCUGUGUGGUAAAACACCGGAGAGCUUCUGUGGAGGACUGCUGCAUGGAGCCACUGACCACGAGCAGGGUCACAGAGGAGACCGACCCAAACAGCAGCCCAAAGACCCAGGACACAGACCACAGACCUGCACUCUCUCCAUCUGGCUCUGUCAGAGCUUCAGAGUUCAGAGAGCUCAGCCAGACCUACAGGACUGAGAGGCAGUCCGCAUCCAGAUCGUCCAUGGACAACAAGGAGCAUCUGAAGCCUGUGGCUCAUAUAGAGGCGGACUCUUCUGGAUCUGAUCACUGGGCCAAGAGGAGGAAGCUCUUCAGAGAGAGCAAGCAGUGGAGCUCUGCAGCAGGGAGCUCCAUCACCAGCGACGUCACCGAGGAGUCAGUCUCAGAAGAAACUCGCUCCAUGGACUUCUCAGCCGGAGACGGCGAGGACCGAGGCUUUUAUACGGAAACGUUCCACUCCUCCGCCUGGAUUUAUCAGGGAGACGAGGUCCCCUCAGGAACCAUCCCCCCCAGUCUGAACACCGGGACCAGAACUGUGUCCACUCGAGAGCGAACCGUGAGGAUCAGUAAGGGGUCAGGAGAGUACCCGUGGGGAUUCAGGAUCCAGUUCACUAAACCCAUCGUGGUGACCGAGGUCGACACGAAUGGCGCUGCAGAGGAGGCAGGGCUUAUCGUAGGAGAUUUCGUCCUGGCUGUGAAUGGAACUGAUGUGACGAGCAUCCCUCACUCUGAGGCCGCUGAGCUGGCCAGACAAGGUCCAGACAUCCUGACUCUGACUGUAGGGUCAGACAUCGCUCUGUGUCCUAACACUCCCCGCCCAGCGUGUCGAGGUUACCUUCACAAGCGCACACAGUCGGGUCUGAUUAAAGGCUGGAGGAAGAGGUGGUUUGUCCUCACACACGACUGCUGCCUCUACUACUAUAGACACAAGCGGGAUGAGGGGAAGAGGCAGGCUCUGUCGGGGGUGAAGCUGGAGGCGGCCGAGGUGGGACUGGAUGUCUCUCUGGGGAAACCAUUCGCGUUUAAGUGUCGACCUCAGGAGGGAAACCGAGUUUACUUCUUCUGUGCGACCUCCAACCAGGAGAUGAAGAGGUGGCUGGAAGCGAUGGAGAAGGCCGUGCACCCUGUCACACAGAAGCAUGUGUGGGUCGAUGUGACCCUCCAUAACUCCAGCCUGCCCCCGCUGGCCGUGAAGAGCCCAGAGUGUUUAGGACUCCUUCAUAAGAUGGACAGAAGCCGGGACGUCUGGGUCCAGCAUUACUGCAUUCUGAAGGACGGCUGCCUGUUCAUGUACAGCGGGAUCAGAGCCACACACGCACGAGGUGGGAUCUACCUGCAGGGGUACCUGGUGAGAGAGCAGCCAUUUGGAUCCAAGAAGUCCACCAUCGAGCUGAAGCCUCCGUCUGAUGAGUUCAAGACGUUCUACCUGUGUGCAGAAAACCCAGACGAAAACAAACGGUGGAUCAUCGCUCUGAAGGCCUCCGUGAAGAAGUGGCUUCCUCUCCAUCAGGCCCUGCAGGACUACAUGAGCCGGCUGCCAGAGGAGACCCGGAUGUAGAAGACAGUCUGACCCCCAUCUCUCACACACACAUACACAUACACACACACACACACACGCACACACACACACACACACACACACCUAC
Molecule: messenger RNA, 3607 nt
Organism: Notolabrus celidotus (New Zealand spotty)
Lineage: Eukaryota; Metazoa; Chordata; Actinopteri; Labriformes; Labridae
Gene: pdzph1
Product: PDZ and pleckstrin homology domains 1
Exons: 12
Coding region: 1-3519 (1172 amino acids)
Molecular function (GO): protein binding
Source: RefSeq, a predicted model, not a curated record